AUGACCAUCCCUCCCCCCAACGAGGAAACUGCUCCUGUCUCCUCUGGCCCGGGAGAGUCUAAGAAGCCCCGGCGCCACCAGUGUAAGUCUAAAGGAGUGAUCGAGCGUAGAAGACAGCGAGAUGCUGGACUCCCUGUGGACCCUCUGCCCCCUCGCCCCCAGCGGCAGAAAACCCCUUCCCGAGGAAGGAAGAGGAUGAUGCGGAGAGCUGCUGCCGGAGCCGCCCGCGCUGACGCCGCCCGUGCUGCUGCUGCUGCUGCCGCCGCCGCCGCUGCCACCGUUGCUGCCAACCCCUCCACCUCCCUCGAAACUAGCUGCGCUGAAGCCAAAGUCGAGAGCGAGAAUUUUCUGUCCCGGGAGGUGGAGGAUGCUAAGGAGGAUACGCAGGUUACUCGGAAGCAGAUGAGCGAGGCCGUUAAGCCUCAUCAGGAGAUCGCUGGUUUGGCCUUCCGGCCAAAGGACAGGUGA
This is a messenger RNA of Penicillium paradoxum, 468 nucleotides long. RefSeq lists its product as uncharacterized. The coding region runs from base 1 to 468 and encodes 155 amino acids. The record is from RefSeq and is a predicted model, not a curated record. The transcript is spliced from 3 exons. NCBI's taxonomy places the organism in Eukaryota, Fungi, Ascomycota, Eurotiomycetes, Eurotiales, Aspergillaceae.